Messenger RNA from Seminavis robusta, 303 nucleotides. The record is from the annotation of a GenBank genome assembly. NCBI's taxonomy places the organism in Eukaryota, Bacillariophyta, Bacillariophyceae, Naviculales, Naviculaceae.
AUGCAUGACGAUGACCAUGAUGGAAUUGAGAGUCCCAUGUUUCACGUGCCUCGAGAUGUGCAUCUACGGGUGGACCCUCGCGCGGACCGCUGUGUGGUUGAACGGAUCCUAGUCAUCUUGCGGUGGUUCUAUUGUGGGUUGGUUCGUACUCGUGACAGGUCUGCUCGUUGGCCGUUGAUAAUGGCCGUUCGUGUUCGAGUCAUCUUGUGGUGCUUCCAUUGUGGGGAAUGGUACCGUUCGUCCUACGUGCAGCUUCCCAACUCUCAUCAACAACAACAAGCAGUUUGUGCAGCCCCACACUGA